Messenger RNA from Echinococcus granulosus, 231 nucleotides. RefSeq lists its product as hypothetical. The coding region runs from base 1 to 231 and encodes 76 amino acids. Lineage: Eukaryota; Metazoa; Platyhelminthes; Cestoda; Cyclophyllidea; Taeniidae. The record is from RefSeq and is a predicted model, not a curated record. The transcript has 2 exons.
AUGGCUAGUGUAGCUUCAGUCUUCCAUAACGUUCCUACAGAACGCGAAACAAGGACAGUUACGGAGAUAUUGGGUUCUCAUUCUGCUGCCAACAGUAUGGCUUCUCCAGACUUCCCAAAAGACGAAACAUUAAAAUAUGCUAGGACAGAAUAUGUAUUGUCGACCAAGAGAAGGGUUUGGGUCUACUGGUAUGACGCGGAGGUCAGAGCGUCCGGUAGAGCCCCUAGUUGA